ACAUUGUUGUUGGUUUAAUUAAUCAAAGCACAAAAAUUUAUAUGAAAGGAGAAUACAUCGGGCUGAGUCUGCCAACUUGGAGCUGUUGAAGUUAUCUUCAAUUGGCAUUCAUCAAAUCUGACAAAAAAGGCUUUCGGCAAUGUCUUUUUGUCUUUAAAAACUAAGAAUCUCUUUGCAGGUCGAGUUUCCCAAGUUGGACUUUUUGAGGCUGUCUUCAAUUAACAUUAAGCAAAUUUGGCACAUUUCGAGUAAGCAAAUCGUGUCUUUUGAAAACUUAAAGAACCUGUUUGUGGAGGGUUGUGGUAAUUUGGUGUAUCUAUUGACCUCCUCUAUGGUUAAGAGUUUUAAACAACUCAUGGUGCUCAAGAUUUCUGACUGCAAGAUGAUGGAAGAGGUAAUAAAGGUAGAAGAAAGGAUGUGUGAGAUUUCCUUUCCUGAGCUGGACACACUAGAACUUGAAGACCUUCCCAAACUCACAAGAUUCUAUCCUGGAAACUCCAACGCUACAAUAAGUGAGCGCCUUCCUGUUACCAGUAUUGAAAAUGUAGAAAAUACUUAUACGCCAUCUCUCUUUCAUGAAAAGGUUGAAUUUCCCAAGUUGAAGUUGUUGAGACUGUCUUCAAUUAACAUUCAACAAAUCUGGGAUCUUUUGACUCCAAAAAUCCUUUCUUCUACACAGAAUUCAAAAAUCUCUCUUCCCAUACAGAAUUUAAAAAAGUUGUUUGUGGAGGGUUGUGGCAAAGUGAAAUAUCUAUUGACUUCCUCUAUGGUUAUAAGUUUCAACCAACUCGAAUGGCUCAAGAUUUGUGAUUGUGAAAUGAUGGAAGCCGUAAUAGAUUCAGAAGAAUCAGAGGAAGAAACAAUUUCCUUCCCUGAACUGCACACCCUAGAACUCAUAAAUCUUUACAAACUCACAAGAUUCUAUCAUGCAGAAAAUACUGACACGCCAUUUCUCUUUGAUGAGAAGGUUGGGUUUCCCAAGUUGAAGUUUUUAAGCUUGUCUUCAGUUGACAAUUUGAAAUAUCUGUUGAUGUCUUCUAUGGUUAAGAGUUUCAACCAACUCAUGGUGCUCAAGAUUUGUGACUGUAAGAUGAUGGAACAGGUAAUCGUCUCAAAUGAAGUAGUAGAAGAAAUGAUGUGUGAGAGUUUCUUCUCUAAACUAGACACCCUAGAACUUGAAGACCUUCCCAAACUUGUGAGAUUGUGUCAUGGAAAUUACUCUAAGUUUAAAUUCUCCAUGCUUAGACGGUUCACCAUAAGCAAGUGUGCUGUGUUGAAGACCCUUAUAGGAAACAAUGCUGUCAGUUCUGAAAAUGUGAAAAAUACUUAUACGCCAUCCCUCUUUGAUGAAAAGGUGGAAUUGCCUAGAUUAGAGCGGGUGAUAAUCAAGUUUAUGGGGAAUUGGUCCAAGAUAUGGGAUGACAAACAUGAUGUGAAUUCUUGUUCCCAACUAAAUUCUCUUACCUUGGAUUCAUGUGAAAAGCUGUUGAAUAUUUUCCCAUUUAGUAUGCUGGAAAGAGUACGCCAGAAGCUAGACACACUGGAGAUACAGAACUGUGAUUCACUAGAAGAGAUAUUUGGUGCUAGCCAACCACAAGCUCAGAUACCCACUCAGCCAACUAAUUCGGUGGAAAUUGUCCCAAUGUUUCUCUUUCCAGAAUUGACACACAUAAAUCUUUCUAAGCUACCCAAACUGAAAGGCUUCGUCCCUCAAAUUCAUAUUAAUGAAUGGCCAUCAUUGAAACAAUUACGAGUGCACGGAUGUGAUGAAGUUCAGAUAUUUGCUUCAGAACUCCCAAGUUUUCUAGGAAUAAAUGAACAUGACAAGCUUCAGAUUCAGUUGAUAAGCAAGAGAAUUUUUUUAUACAAAAGGAGUGGGAGGAUAUGUCACAUGCUACCUGCCAGGCACCUUGUAAUUUGGGAGGGUGAUCAUCCUGAUUAUUGGAGGUGGUUCAAACCUGAUCCCAGGUUCCCUGAGGUUGCAGAGCUUCUUUCAACUGAUUCGUUUGAAAUCCGUGGAAGGAUUAAUACUCGCAUGCUUUCUCCAAAAACACGUUAUAAGGCUUACCUUGUGUUCAAGCUGGCAGACAAACCUAUAGGAUUUCAAAAUAAACCUAUAGAAGCUGCUGUUCUACUUGGAGGAGCUGAAGUUUCAAAGCGAGUAGUGUACGUGCAGGCAGAAGGUGGAAUUGUAGGAAAUGGUGAUCAGUACCCGAAAGAGAGGGGAGAUAAUUGGUUUGAGGUAGAAUUGGGUGAAAUUGAAUUCACCAAAGAAAGAGGCGGAGAUUUGGAAAUAAAUCUUCAGCAGAAAAGUUACGACGAAAAGAACGGUGUCAUUAUUCAAGGAAUGGAGAUCAGGCCAACUUAGCUGCACAUAAUAAGAUUUUCUUUCACCUUGUGCAUUUUAUGUGUGGGAGGAACAUUGCCCCUCGUGUUAAAUUAUGUCAAGAAACUAAAGAAAUCGCACCAACUUGUUAUUUUCGCUCACCAUCUGUCAAUUUGAUGGACAGAAUUUCACGCAAGGGCUUAUCAAUUGCUCAAAACCCUGGAAGAUGUUUUACGAACUUUAGGUAUCUUAACAGAAACAAAUGAAAAUGGUUAUUGCCACAAACCAAAUACAACUUCUAUCUUCAUAUAAACUUAGCGGUCAUCUGAAAUACAGCACCAUAGAGAGGAACUAAGGAGUUGAGACUAGGUACUUGUGCAAAGCAACACAGCACCUCCGAGGAGAGACCUCCCACUAGUGAAACAGAGGCAAAACUAAAUGAAGCAGGGGCAGAU
This is a messenger RNA of Rubroshorea leprosula, 2781 nucleotides long. NCBI's taxonomy places the organism in Eukaryota, Viridiplantae, Streptophyta, Magnoliopsida, Malvales, Dipterocarpaceae. The record is from the annotation of a GenBank genome assembly.